UCCGUCCAUCUAUCACUUGCCUCGCGGACUAUUCAAUAGCUAUAGUCCCAUUAGAGAUUGCGAAGGCUCUUUGUUUCUCUUCUCGGAUUAAAGGAGGAAUUUUAGGGCUCAGAUUGCAAAAUGUCCGGUGGAAUUGCGCGCGGGCGGCUGACGGAGGAGCGAAAGUCAUGGCGGAAGAAUCAUCCACAUGGUUUUGUGGCUAAACCGGAGACUCUGCCUGAGGGUACAGUGAAUUUGAUGGUGUGGCACUGCACGAUUCCUGGUAAGGCCGGGACUGACUGGGAGGGUGGUUAUUACCCACUCACAAUGCAGUUUAGUGAAGAUUAUCCAAGCAAGCCGCCGAAGUGUAAAUUCCCUCAAGGCUUUUUCCAUCCUAAUGUGUACCCAUCUGGAACUGUUUGCCUCUCAAUUCUUAAUGAAGAUAGUGGUUGGCGCCCAGCCAUCACAGUGAAGCAAAUUUUGGUUGGUAUCCAAGAUUUGUUGGAUACGCCUAAUCCACAGGAUCCAGCUCAAACUGAGGGAUACCAUAUGUUCAUCCAGGAUCCAAUUGAAUACAAGAAAAGGGUUCGGCAACAGGCGAAGCUGUAUCCUCCUCUUGUCUGAAUAUAUCUUUGUGCUGGUUAUUCCUUAGUUUUGAUGCAAACAUGUUGCUAGAAUUUGUAUUUGUCAAAAGAAGGUUAUCACGUACCCCAGUGACUGGCAAGGCAGUGUUGGUUGUUGGUACGGUGUUUGGAUGUGCUUCUAGUUACUGAACCUGCAUAAUGCAUAGAAACCUCUUGAUUGUGAUAAGGAGAUUGUAUUUGAUUGAUGUCGAAUGUGGUAAUAUAAGAUCGCCUUUCCUUUGCUCGA
Salvia hispanica is the source of this 849-nucleotide messenger RNA. Its product is annotated as SUMO-conjugating enzyme SCE1. The record is from RefSeq and is a predicted model, not a curated record. NCBI's taxonomy places the organism in Eukaryota, Viridiplantae, Streptophyta, Magnoliopsida, Lamiales, Lamiaceae.